This is a messenger RNA of Ixodes scapularis (black-legged tick), 945 nucleotides long. RefSeq names its product apical junction component 1 homolog. The coding region runs from base 1 to 945 and encodes 314 amino acids. The transcript has a single exon. Gene Ontology annotation, cellular component: apical junction complex; plasma membrane. Lineage: Eukaryota; Metazoa; Arthropoda; Arachnida; Ixodida; Ixodidae. Gene Ontology annotation, biological process: cell-cell junction organization. The record is from RefSeq and is a predicted model, not a curated record.
AUGACGGUGCGCUGCCACUGGGGCGACUGCAACAAGGCCGUCCCCAAGGGCCCCAACGGCAAGGUCAAGGUGCACACCUGCCCGACCUGCUACGGCUACUUCUGCAGCCGCGCCUGCCGUGGCAGGCACCGCGACGCCAAGCGCUGCCCCUUCACCCGCGUCUCCAAUCUGUGCCAGGAGGUCCUGCACCGCAUACGCCACGACCCCACCUCCCGCCACCAGCUGUCCCUGUGCGCCCAGCGCGGCCUACUCUCGCGUGGCCGCGGCGUCAUCCGCCUGGUCUUUCAGGGGCCCCAGCGGGCCGCCCAGUUCCUCGAGGCCGGCUGGGGAGAGGUCGUACGCGGGCAGAUGUUCUACGUGGCCCGCGACGACCUCCUGCCCCAUGACAUGGGGCCCCGCGUGUACGCCCGCGUGCGCGCCCUCUGUGACGACUAUGACCCCGGCCGUAAGUUUGUCCUCCUGGUGGCCGUCUGCGUCACGCAGGAAGUCGUCACGCCCGCGGGGCUCGGUGCCAUCUCUCGCGAGAUGGUCGUCAAGGCCAUGAAGCUGCGCCUGAGCGGCCCGCUGCCCGAAGAAGACGUGCAGACGCUCAUCCUGCCCGUCGUGUCGUCGUCCGCCGUGCCUCCGCCCGCGGCGGGCUCGACGUCCAAUGGGCUCCUGCCGCAACACCGGCACCGGCUCCAAGGGCUGCACCACGUGGAGCGGCAACUCGAGGCCAGGGGCAUCGACCUCGCGGGAAGUUACCCUGAGCUGUACGCCAAGAUACGCGCCUUCGUCGACAGCGGCGAGCUUUUUGCGCCCGUGUGCACCUUUCCUGUGGACGUGCGCACGGGACAGGUGUUUAUGUGCAUUGUACUUCCGUGGGCGGACCAGGAGCUUUUGGACAGAAUGGCGGGCACUCGCAGUGCGGCGUCGGUGAGGAACAAGAAGCGCUGGGCCUUUUGA